GCCUUCCUCUGCCCUCGAAAUCUUCGGAGCCAAGGCUGUCUUUUUCCUUCCAGUGCUGGGAGGCGAAGGGUGUUCUUCCGCAGGGAGUGGGGCCCGUCCCCCCCUUGUAGGGAGUGCCAGGCGCUCUGCAGGAAGGCUUUGGAGCAUUGUUAGAGCGCAGGGAGCAGCAGGAGCAGAAAAAUGAAGGCAGGCUGCCCCAUUGUGGAGAAGCCAGAGGGCGGAGGAGGCUACCACUUCCCGGACUGGGCCUACAAGACGGAGUCCAGCCCAGGCUCCCGCCAGAUCCAGCUCUGGCACUUCAUCCUGGAGCUGCUGCAGAAGGAGGAGUUCCGGCACGUCAUUGCCUGGCAGCAGGGGGAGUACGGGGAGUUUGUCAUCAAGGACCCCGACGAGGUGGCGCGGCUGUGGGGCCGGAGGAAGUGCAAGCCACAGAUGAACUACGACAAGCUCAGCCGGGCCCUCAGAUACUACUAUAACAAGCGCAUCCUCCACAAGACGAAAGGGAAGAGGUUCACCUACAAGUUCAACUUCAACAAGCUGGUGAUGCCCAACUACCCCUUCAUCAACAUCCGGCCAACAGGUGUCGUCCCCCAAAGCGCCCCUCCUGUCCCGUCGGCCUCGUCCCACUUCCAGUUUUCCCCACUGGACAGCCACUCGCCCACCGAGGACGCCCAGCCCAGCCGCUUCUCCGGCCGGCCCCUCGCCUCGUCCGGCCAGGAGACCCUGAACAACGGUGGCCGCGGCGAGAAGUCUUCUCCAGCUCCAGAGCUGGAGGGAGGGUCUCCGGACUGGCGCCACGGAGUGGACCUGCUGGCAUCCCGCAAUUCCGCCGCUGCCGCUGCUUCCGCAGGUGGGGUGAGCCACCAGAAGCGCAAGCCGGACUUGGUGCUGCCCCUCUUUGGACGGUCGGGGGUGUACCCCGACCCGCAUAGCCCUUUUGCCGUCUCCCCACUGCCGACCCGUGGAGGGGUCUUGAAUGUCCCCAUCUCGCCGGCCCUGUCGCUGACCCCCACCCUCUUCUCGUACAGCCCCUCCCCGGGCAUGAGCCCCUUUGCGGUGGGGGGCAGCUGCUUCUCCUUCAACCCCGAGGAGAUGAAGCACUACCUCCACUCGCAGGCCUGCUCUGUCUUCAACUACCACCUCAGCCCGCGGACUUUCCCCCGCUACCCGGGCCUUCUCAUCCCACCCUUCCCCUGCCAGCUGCCUCCGGAGGACCCGGCCCAGUUCCCCAUCAAGCUGCAGCCCCCGCCUGUCGGCCGCAAGAACCGAGAGCGGCCGGAGAGCGGCGGCAGGCCCGGGGCCCCUCCGCCAUCCUCCCCCCAGAUCAAGGUGGAGCCCCUGCUGGACCGCCAGGAGCCCGAGGGCAGGGAGUCCCCAGGGAGAGAGGGAGGGUGCCAGUCAGCCUCCAAGUCGCCCACCUGCAAGAGCGCCCAGGAACAGCGGGAGAAGACCCUCUUUGCGCGGCCCGUGGCCCCCUCCUGGCCGCCGGCGGCAGCUACAGCGGCUCACCCCCCAGCGCCCUCCCAGGCUGACCUUCUGGCCGACGAGAAGAAGCCCAAGCAAGAGGACGUCUCGGUUGAGAAGCCCCCGCGACAGACGAUGGGGGAGCCAGCGGGGGCCCCGGAGAAGAGGGAGGACUCCGCUGCUGUGAUGCCCCCCAAGCUGCGCCUCAAGCGGCGCUGGAUCGACGACCGGCAGGCGGAGGGCCUCAAGGAGGAGCAGGGGGGCAGGAAGCCCUACUGGGGAGCCCUGGACACCCCACACAUCCUCCUGGCCCCCAAAGCUGCCGUGGAUACUUAGGACUGUAGAGGCCCCAUGGCAGUGGCGGCGUUUGUGUGUCUGCUUUGUAACGUAGCAAGAUUUGCCUAGCCAGGUGGGAAGGGGACCGAGAGGAAAAGGAGGAGUGGGGAGGCUAGAAUGGUUUUAUGAAUUCUAGGGGUGUGUGUGUGUGUGUCUGUGUGUGUUGC
This is a messenger RNA of Lacerta agilis (Sand lizard), 1967 nucleotides long. RefSeq names its product ETS translocation variant 3-like. Gene Ontology annotation, biological process: regulation of transcription by RNA polymerase II; cell differentiation. The record is from RefSeq and is a predicted model, not a curated record. Gene Ontology annotation, molecular function: DNA-binding transcription factor activity, RNA polymerase II-specific; sequence-specific DNA binding. Lineage: Eukaryota; Metazoa; Chordata; Lepidosauria; Squamata; Lacertidae. The transcript has 5 exons. The coding region runs from base 181 to 1800 and encodes 539 amino acids. Gene Ontology annotation, cellular component: nucleus.